AUGACGAUCACCAACAUCCUAGUCUUCUUCAUCUUUGUCCUUCCGUUCACUUUCGCUGAGCUACGCGUUGGCUUCUACACCUCAACUUGUCCAGGAGCAGAGACAAUUGUACGUGAAGUUGUGCAAAGACAUUUCAACCAGGAUAAUUCCAUUGUCGGAGGCCUCCUUCGCUUGCACUUUCAUGAUUGCUUUGUUAGAGGUUGUGAUGCCUCUAUACUAAUAGAUCCAACUAGGAACAGAACAUCAGAGAAGAAUGCAGGACCGAACCGAACAGCUCGUGGAUUUGAGAUCAUUGAUGAUGCAAAAGCAGUGUUGGAACAAGAGUGUCCUUUAAGAGUUUCAUGUGCUGAUAUCAUAGCACUAGCCACAAGAGAUGCAGUGGAAAUGGCAGGAGGGAUCAGGUACAGAAUCCCCACCGGAAGAAAAGAUGGUCUGUUGUCUGAUCCUGAACUAGUCAAGCUUCCAUCACCAUCACUCUCUGUGUCAGGUGCUCUUCAAUUUUUCACUGCAAAAGGGUUGACACUGGAGGACAUGGUGACCCUUUUGGGAGGACACACCGUUGGUUUUGCUCAUUGCAGUAUGUUUCAAAAUAGGCUUUCAGCUAUUCAAGGAGGAGUUAAUCCUUCAAUGGACCCUACGUUGGAGGCAAGAUUGGAGCAAAUUUGUGAGUUAAGAAGGGCACCAAAUAGUGACCCUCUUGUGUUUUUGGACCAAAACACAUCCUUUACAUUUGACAAUGAAUUUUACAACCAAAUGAUUCUGAAGAGAGGGGUGCUUCACAUUGACCAGCAAUUGGCUUUAGACCCAUUGUCAAUGGACAUGGUGCAGAAUUUGGCAACAGAUGAUAGUUUAUUUCAAGAGAAAUUUGCGAAUGCCAUGAUAAAGAUGGGAAGCAUUGGUGUUUUGGAUGAGAAUGAAGGUGAAGUAAGAAGCAAUUGUAGGGCUUUUAAUAGGCCUUUGUAG
Molecule: messenger RNA, 963 nt
Organism: Sphenostylis stenocarpa
Lineage: Eukaryota; Viridiplantae; Streptophyta; Magnoliopsida; Fabales; Fabaceae
Source: the annotation of a GenBank genome assembly